AUGUCGUUGUCUUCGGCACAAGAGGCAGCGGCGACGGCGACUGUGACCACGACAGCUCACAAGGUCUCAGCGGAGAUCAGUGAAGACAGCCCCCUCUUCGCACUCUCCCCACUCGAUGGCCGUUACAAACACUCUACGGUCCCUCUGCGCGCCUACUUCUCCGAGUACGCGUUGUUCAAGUAUCGCGUGCAGGUGGAGGUGCUGUACUUCGAAGCGCUGUGCAAGGAAGUGCCGACGAUCACGCAGCUGCGCGGCGUCACGGAUGCCCACCUGGCCCAGCUGCGGGCGGCCACCUUCGAGAACUUCACAGUCGACGAUGCCACGAAGAUCAAGGACAUCGAGGCCGUUACGAAGCACGAUAUCAAGGCUGUGGAGUACUACCUCAAGGACAAAAUGUCUGCCUGCGGCCUCGAGACCGAGAAGGAGUUCAUCCACUUUGGGCUAACGUCGCAGGAUAUCAACAACACGUCUAUUCCGAUGCUCCUGCGCGACGCGCUGCACCACCACUACAUCCCAGCGCUGGAUCAGCUGAUCGCGCUUCUCAAGAGCAAGCUGCCUGAGUGGGAUGUCCCCAUGCUGGCCCGGACGCACGGCCAACCAGCGAGUCCAACGAACCUGGCGAAGGAGUUUAUGGUGUGGAUUGAGCGGCUGGAGGAGCAGCGGGCGAUGCUGCUGAGCAUCCCAAACACCGGCAAGUUCGGCGGCGCGACCGGCAACUUCAACGCGCACCUCUGCGCGUACCCUGGCGUGGAUUGGCGGAACUUUGGGGACCUCUUCCUGAGCAAGUACCUUGGCCUGCGCCGUCAGCGCUACACGACUCAGAUUGAGCACUACGACAACCUCGCCGCCAUCUGCGAUGCAUGUGCGCGGCUUCACACUAUCCUGAUGGACCUGGCCAAGGACGUAUGGCAGUACAUCUCCCUCGGCUACUUCAACCAGAAGGUGAAGGCAGGCGAGGUCGGCAGCAGCGCAAUGCCGCACAAGGUGAACCCGAUCGACUUUGAGAACGCUGAGGGCAACCUUGGCAUGAGCAACGCCGUCCUUGGCUUUCUUUCAGCGAAGCUGCCCAUUUCCCGCCUGCAGCGCGACCUCACAGACAGCACGGUGCUGCGUAACCUCGGCGUUCCGCUCAGCCACGCUCUCAUCGCAUUUGCAUCCCUCCUUCGCGGCGUCGACAAGCUCCUUGUCAACAAGCCCGCCAUCGCGGCGGACCUGGAGAGCAACUGGGCUGUUGUGGCGGAGGGCAUCCAGACCGUGCUGCGCCGUGAGGGCUACCCGAAGCCGUACGAAGCUCUGAAGGACCUGACACGCGGCAACGCGCAAGUUACCAAGGAGACGGUGCGCACCUUCAUCCAGCAGCUCGAGGGCAUCACGGACGAAGUGCGACAAGAGCUGCUCGCCAUCACCCCUUUUACAUAUGUCGGCUACACAAGGUGUUUGUGA
Messenger RNA from Leishmania braziliensis MHOM/BR/75/M2904, 1443 nucleotides. Its product is annotated as putative adenylosuccinate lyase. Lineage: Eukaryota; Euglenozoa; Kinetoplastea; Trypanosomatida; Trypanosomatidae. Gene Ontology annotation, molecular function: N6-(1,2-dicarboxyethyl)AMP AMP-lyase (fumarate-forming) activity. The transcript has a single exon. The record is from RefSeq and is a predicted model, not a curated record. Gene Ontology annotation, biological process: IMP biosynthetic process. Bases 1 to 1443 code for a protein of 480 amino acids.